Stomoxys calcitrans (stable fly) is the source of this 898-nucleotide messenger RNA. RefSeq names its product TM2 domain-containing protein CG11103 (gene amrt). The coding region runs from base 64 to 666 and encodes 200 amino acids. NCBI's taxonomy places the organism in Eukaryota, Metazoa, Arthropoda, Insecta, Diptera, Muscidae. The record is from RefSeq and is a predicted model, not a curated record. The transcript is spliced from 2 exons.
UUUGUAUUUUGUUUUCUUAUUUUCAAUUGGACACACAUUGGAUAUUUGGGUUACAUUUACAAAAUGUUUUCCUAUAGAACUAUAUGCAUGGGAUUUAUUUUGCUUUACUACUUUAGCCAUUUGGCAGAAGCGGUACAGGCACGUAGUGACCGAGAACAGCAAGUUUCAUCAUCCCUUGCGACCAGCUCCCGUGCCGACAGUAGUAAUGUUUAUCGAAUAUGGGGUCCAAAAGUGCUUUGUUCUCUUCUGCCAGACGAUUUUUUGGAAUGUAACAAACCCAUCGAUCAUAAAGAUAAUAGAACAGCCAAAGAGGAAAAAGGCUAUGGCUGUUUAAAAUUUGGUGGUCUUAAUUACGAAGAUGUGGAGCACACAAAGGUUCAUUGCACUGUCUUCCCUGACAUUGACUGUCAUGGACCCAGAACAUUUCAAAGGGAUGGAGUUCCUUGCAUAAGAUACUCUGAACAUUACUUCCUCACCACCUUACUAUACAGUUUGCUGCUGGGUUUCUUGGGCAUGGACCGUUUUUGUUUGGGUCAGACUGGAACAGCUGUUGGUAAACUACUAACAUUGGGAGGAGUUGGUGUUUGGUGGAUUGUUGAUAUUAUAUUACUUAUUACCAAUCGUUUGACACCAGAGGAUGACAGCAAUUGGAAUCCGUAUGUUUAGCAAAGGUUUUCUUGGAAACGUGAAAAUGGUAAUUGAUAGUUUCUCUAAAGAAUUGUGUAUUUGUUGACAAAAUAAGUUAUACUUAAACAUUAGCAUAGAAUUUGAAAAACUAAAAAUAAAAUUAUAUAGUUUAAUUAAUAAUUAUGUAUAUACCCAAAACUAUGUUUAAUUUUAAAUAAUUGCAAAAUACGUAUCAUUUAAUUAUGAAAAUCAUAAAAAAAAAUAACAAUAA